AUGGCAUGCCAUAUAAAACACACGUGGACAGAAACAGAGCACAUCUACCCUUUUCCGACAACGUCGCCGGCUGUAUAUAAGAGGCGGACAUCGUUCUGUGGAGCCAUCAUCUGUCAGCGAGCUGCAGUAACCACACCAGUCCAACAGUCCAACAGCCAGCCACCUAUGUGUCCCUGUGUCAGUGACGUCAUGAAGCUAGUCGCCGCCAUCUUGCUGUGCCUGGCGGCAUCCGCCCUGUGUGAGAAGAGAAUCAUCAACGGAGAAGCGGCAGAGCUGUACUCCCACCCGUACAUCACCUCUCUCCAGAAGCUAGAGAGGAGCUUUUUCUUCUCUUAUUGGAGGCACAUCUGUGGAGGCUCUCUCAUCCAUGAGAAGUAUGUACUCACCGCUGCCCACUGUCUCACCGGCCUUAAGCUGAGCGAACUCCGGGUGAAGCUUGGAGCGCUCAGACUGGACAGCGAAACCUCCUACGAGUCCGUGCGACGGGUGGUGAAGAUAAGCAUCCACGAGAACUACAAGGAGAAUGACUUCGGAAUACCCAACGACAUCGCGAUCCUCGAACUUGAUACACCAGCCACUCUCAACAAGAAUGUCCAGGUCGCUGAGAUGGCCGCGGAAGGAUCAUCUUUCCUCAACACAGAAUGCGUGCUGGCCGGCUGGGGGAUGAUCGGCACAGGCCAGGCAGCCCAAGAGGCCACAACCCUGAAGGAGGUGAACAUCACCAAGAUCGACUCCCAGCGAUGUAACGACUUGUGGGACGGAGCUGGAGUCACGGACAAACACAUCUGUGUGCACGACGCCAGUCCUCCAGUCGGGGAGCGACCGAGCGCCUGUAUGGGCGACAGUGGAGGACCCAUGAUGUGUGGACCACGACAUAACAUCUUGGCCGGCGUCACUUCCUGGGGGGAGCGCACUUGCAGCGGGAACUAUCCCAGCGUCUACACCAGGGUCUCUGCCUAUCUGGGUUGGAUCAGAUCGAAAGCCCCUGGCGUGUUUAAAAACUGAUGUCUUUGGCGACAUUGGGCGACAAAAGAAAUGUCUGCCAAUAAAUUCAAUCAAUAAUGAUUUAAA
Molecule: messenger RNA, 1071 nt
Organism: Aplysia californica (California sea hare)
Lineage: Eukaryota; Metazoa; Mollusca; Gastropoda; Aplysiida; Aplysiidae
Product: fibrinolytic enzyme, isozyme C-like
Exons: 2
Coding region: 1-1005 (334 amino acids)
Biological process (GO): proteolysis
Molecular function (GO): serine-type endopeptidase activity
Source: RefSeq, a predicted model, not a curated record